AUGAACCCAGACAGGCAAUCGAGGUCGUCUAUGGACCCGCUUCCCAGAAGCGUCAAGGUUCGUUCCACAUGCAAUGCCUGCCAGCAAGCCAAAAUCCGCUGUAGUCAUGAAAAGCCAUCCUGUCGACGGUGCCAGAAGCAUAGGAUUGAAUGUAUCUACAGCAUGUCCCGACGACUGGGGAGGCCGGCAAAGAAAAGAGAGUCAACACACGACAGCCAAUCUUUAAGCCAGGAGCCGUCGACAUUCCCUCGUCACCAGCCGAGUAGAAGGGUCCGAAGUCCCAAGAAGAGCAAGGUGAAAGAAGAGUCGGUACCAGACAGCCUCAAUGAGGGACACUUUCAUGGUCCCGCGGAGAAGACGGCUCUUGACAAAGGCCUUCUCGAUGACAGCAUAAUUGAUGACAUUGCUAUCGAGGAUACAGGGCUGCAAAGCUCCUCUUUUCUAGAUCCGGGCGAAGCAUCCCCCUUUCCGGGUCCGUCUCAUAUCCCUUCCUCGUGUGCCUAUGACAUUGCUAACGUACCACCCCCUAAAGCCUCUGAUACCAUUGAUCUGUCCCCGGAUAGCUGGCUACAAGACCUCGUUCCCAUCCAGCCACCGGAGAUCGGAUCGGAUCGGAACCUCAUGCACGCGAUGGGUGCCAACAACAUAAACUCAGACGGAGUCUUUCCUGUAAUUCCAAUGGAAAUCAAAGAUCUACCCUGCUCGAUGGGUGUAACAAUUUCCUCCCCUCGGCUCCAAGAGCAACCUAUGAUGACAGGCUGUGAUGCCACUGACAGAGUUCUCCCUUCUCUGAAUGGCGAUCGGUCGGACUGCACCCAAGCCAUGGCUAGUGUGCCCCCAUCAUACGUGGAAGAUCCGCACCAUGAUCUCCUAGUAUGGCCGCAGGCUUUGUCCCCGUCAAUGGAAGCAUUCCCUGUCAGGCAGCCGGCAAAGAUGAAACCAGUGGAGUUUUUGGCCCCGAGUAAAGCUCCAAGGCGUGGCCACGAAUACAAUCAUCAAUCCGAUGAUCACAGGAUUGAUCCCCAUAUCUUGAUUGCUACUGCAGCCCGUCAAUAUCAGUGCCAGUGUCACGAACAAGCAGUUCAUGAACUCAUGCAAAUGAACCUACUUGUCUCUCGCACCGGAUCGAUUGUUACCAUUGACUCUAUCCUCAGCUGCCAGCGAGUCCUCCAACAACUGACUGACACUGUUCUUCAGUGCGGCGUCUGCUCUAAAACCAUGGUAAACCUGCUCAUAGUGGUGGUUGUGAGCAUUGACAGCUUGGUGACGACACUUGAAGCUAUCACUUCUGUCGAGAACGGCUUGGUGGACGGUCUGUUCUGCGAGCACCCCAACUCCCGUAUCCAGGAGAACCGUCCCGAAGGCAGUUCUAGUGGUAGGCGGCAUAAAGGGGACGGAAUGCAUUUCAAGGCUCAGGUUGAGGCCUGCCCUCUGUUGGUGGGGGGAUUUUGUGUCCCUGCCGACGAAAAAUUCACUUUUGUUCAACAGGUGUUGCAUGCUAGGUUGUGUGGAUUACUGGGCACUGUUCGUCGAAUCCAGUUCUUUACUCAAGAGGUUCAUACCAUUUCGGCGUCACAAGGCAAAUUAAUCAUGAUGAUGGAGACUGAUCGGAAGCUGCGGUUGAUCAUGAUGAAAAUGAGGAUGCUGACCAGACGAUGA
Molecule: messenger RNA, 1659 nt
Organism: Aspergillus tanneri
Lineage: Eukaryota; Fungi; Ascomycota; Eurotiomycetes; Eurotiales; Aspergillaceae
Product: Zn(II)2Cys6 transcription factor domain-containing protein
Exons: 1
Coding region: 1-1659 (552 amino acids)
Biological process (GO): regulation of DNA-templated transcription
Molecular function (GO): DNA-binding transcription factor activity, RNA polymerase II-specific; zinc ion binding
Source: RefSeq, a predicted model, not a curated record